UUAGACGUGAACAGGAAGAACCCUGUUACAUUGUGUAAAAGGUACUUAAGCAACAGAGAGGACGCACACAAACAUUAAGAGCAGCAGGAAGAGAGGCAUUCAGCUCAGGAGAACAAAUAAUGACACAGCUCCAUCUCGACUACUACAGGGACUGACAGAACUGUGAAGUUGACAGAAUGCUGAUGAACCAAACAAACCAAACGGAGGACGAUCUCUUCUCCUGCUACAGUCCUUCAGUUGUAGGCUACCGGUACUUUGCUGUGCUGUGGGGAUGUGCUGUAACUAUCACUGGGACGCUGGGGAACCUGAUGACCAUUCUAGCCUUCACCUUAGACCCACGUCUGAGGACUCGCUUCAAUGUGCUCAUUGUCAACCUGGCUGUAGCUGAUCUCCUGUACUGCACAAUGCUGCAGCCCAUCUCAGUUGAUUCCUAUCUGCACCUCAGAUGGCGCAGUGGAGGAAGUUGGUGCAGGAUAUUUGGCCUGCUCCUCUUCCUCUCCAACUCUGUUUCCAUUAUCACCCUCUGCCUGGUGGCAGUGAGCAGAUAUCUCUUGGUGGCUAAAAGGGCUCUGUUUGACACUGUAUUUUCUAACCGUGGUCUUAUUUUACUUCUCAUCUCAGCUUGGGCAGUCAGUCUGGCCAGCUUUAGCCCACUCUGGCCUGUUUACGUGUUCGUGCCACAGGUUUGCACAUGCAGUUUCCAUCGCACCAGGGGUCGUCCCUACACCACCAUCUUGCUGUUUUUCUACUUUUUUGUCGGGCUGGGCUGUGUUGGUGCAUUCUACAUGCUCAUUUACAGACGAGUUCAGAUCGCAUCACAAGCUCUGCUCCGCUACAGGCUCAGCCGCCGCUCAUCCAAGAAGAAACCAGCAUCGUCAACUCAAGGGACCAAUGACACUGUUAUAGACAGUGGUGUGGUAAAGACAUGUAGCUCUGAGAUGAGCAGCCAGCCAGACCUGGCCCAAAAUGUUGAUGAAAUCAUCUCUGAAAAAUCAUCCAAAUUGAACCAGAAUUUAUCAACAGACAGGAAUCAUGUCCCUGAUACCAUCCGUGCAUCACCUGCAAUCGCACAUGCUACCACCACUGCAGCUCCCUCCUCCCACUCUACAGCUUCAGGAGAUGAUGGUGAAUUUAAGUGUGUGACAAAGAUGUGCUUUACUGUUUUCCUGUGUUUUGUGUUCUGCUUCGUUCCCUUCCUGCUGCUGAACAUAGCUGACAAACACAACCGCGCCCCACAGGUACUGCACAUGUUCUGCGCAAACCUCACCUGGCUCAACAGUUGCAUCAACCCCAUGCUCUACGCUGUCAUGAACCGUCAGUUUCGACAGGCCUACCAUGAGCUGCUCACCAAGGCUGCAGCGCCGUUCACCCGCCUCUGGAUACAGUGGCAGCCUGUGAGAUCCUGACUUCAUAUAUCUGAAGCUUUAAACAUGGUACUAGGCGCAUGAUAUAUGAUACAGCUAUCAUAUUAUGCUAUUUAUAUUCAGCCAUGAUCAACUGUCACUUUUCUGUAUGAUGAAUUAAAUUUGUGUUACUGUACAAGCAUUUCAGCAGAACCUCCUUAACAGUUCUAUAUAUUUUUUUAUUUGAAGGCAUUUUUUAACAGCUGGUUGCUUAAUAUAGUAGAUGACAUUAUUGUUUUUAUGUUAUUAAUAAAUUCUAUUUUGUGAUAAGUAUUUCAUAGUUGCAUCAAGACUUUUUUGUAGACUUUAAACAUGUCAUGUUUUUACAUCAUAUGAAAAACCCCCAAUGCUACAAAAUCAGCACAGGAUAUUCCUGCCUAACGUAAUAUGCCUCACUGUGUCAAAUCAGGAACUGGUGACUCAGGUCUCUGUCUCAACUCUGGAUUGCCUCUGCUGAUGGUGUAUGACUAAAAGAAAUCUCAGGUGACCUCAGUUUAACAUGUAGGUGAAUAUAGGCAUAUCUAAUUGUGUUGAGGCAUUUAUUUAUUGAGACCUGAGGACAUGUUGAGAAAAUGUUGCCAGCUGAAUGAGGGAAAAGAAAAAAACUGUACUUGAUGCCAAGAUGAAACAAUGAAUUAACUGUUUUGAGUUACCUGUAAGGUUAAAAUUGACUGUAAUAGUUUUCUCUGUGUAAAUAUUCUAGACUUUCAGAUAAUUGAUAGUAGGGAAAAACAUCUGUCGAUCUUUAACAACUGAACGCUUUUAUGAAAACAAUUGUUGUAGCCACAGUUUCAACUCUUGACCUUGAAGUGACCUCUUACUCAAACAAUUUGAGUACGACAAUAGAAAAACCAAACACAUUCAUUCAUGCAUUUUCUUUAACAAUGGUUCUUGUAACCAUUGCAAAGUGGAUAAACUCAAUAGGUCUCCAGUCUAUCACAGGGCUACCACAGAGUGACAGAGUUAAAAGUUAGCAUGUAAGCAUAGCAUCUGUGCCAUAUUUGAAAGAAUUAGUCAUUUAUUGUUAAGAUGUUUGAUUGCAGAUUCCACACUUCCAUUAUAACAGGGUUCUUGUAGUUGAUGAUGCAAAAAAGAAAAAAAAAAACACACAUUAUGUUCAUUUACAACUUUUUGAAUGGAA
This is a messenger RNA of Mugil cephalus (flathead mullet), 2544 nucleotides long. It is a transcript of the gene gpr84, whose product is annotated as G protein-coupled receptor 84. Gene Ontology annotation, molecular function: urotensin II receptor activity. Gene Ontology annotation, biological process: neuropeptide signaling pathway. The transcript has 2 exons. Gene Ontology annotation, cellular component: membrane. The record is from RefSeq and is a predicted model, not a curated record. Bases 177 to 1406 code for a protein of 409 amino acids. Lineage: Eukaryota; Metazoa; Chordata; Actinopteri; Mugiliformes; Mugilidae.